UGUCCACCGGCUAUUCAAGAGUGCAAAGUCCUGUUUGACAGAAUGUAUGCUCCCAAGAGCACUACAAGCCUCGACAAAGAACUUGCUGAAGAUCCUUUGGACGACAGUGCGAUAUUGCAUGCAAGACUAAGAUUUGAUGGUAUUAUUUACAGCAGAGCUUCUACGCAUGUUGGGAAUAGUCAAGUCCUUUUUUACCCUCAGGGUGACCGGUUGUCAUCUCCUGUCCCUGGCAGCAUCCAACAUAUCUAUGCUAUGCCCACAGGUGAACUGGUAUUUGCUGUACACAGACAGCUCUCACUGUAUUGUCAUGACCACACUAUUGACCCUUUUGCUGUCUAUCCCAAUUUUCCUGCAAAAUUGUAUUCAUCAAGCUUUAGCAGUUCUUUAGAAACUGUCAAGGUAUCUUGGGUCAUUAGUCACUUUGCUUGA
Messenger RNA from Suillus bovinus, 429 nucleotides. RefSeq lists its product as uncharacterized. The annotation marks the transcript as partial. The transcript has 2 exons. The record is from RefSeq and is a predicted model, not a curated record. Lineage: Eukaryota; Fungi; Basidiomycota; Agaricomycetes; Boletales; Suillaceae.